AUUUGACAUAACCUGGAGAAAUGUCAAAUUUGAAUAUCUCACUCUAACAUAGAUAUAAUAUGCUUUGAUAAUCCAAAUUAGGAUACGAUAAUGAUUUAUUGUAUACUAUUUUUCAAUGAAGUGUCGGAACAUUUCAACUUGAUUCAAUAAAUUUAUAGAAUACGUUUUUGAAAUGGCACCUCUUACGGAUUUACUUUCUUGUAGUAUAAUUGAAAAAGAUUCUAACGGUGAUAUAUUAUGGACAUGGUCUUAUCCGCGAGUAGCGGAAUCUCAAAAAGCUGUCGUUGCAAGAAAAUGUAAUUUAGAACUGGAACAUAAUUCUUCUCAAGUGUUUGUGUUUUCAAGACACAAACACAGUUGGUUUUACAUACAUUGCAGCGAGGUGUUUGAUUCAGAUAAGUUACCAAAAGUAAAGCAAUUUGCAUUAGUUUUAUUUGCUAAGGAUUUUAAUCCAAGGAAGUAUGAAGUACUGUCCAGAGUCCUUAGCAAAAUGUACUGUAAGACUGGGAAACCAACAGAGAUUCUACAACUAUACCUAUCUGUAUUUACAAAAGGAUCUUGUUCUACUCAAGAAAAUGGAACAUUUGUUUCUGAUGACUUUAAUAGUCAUCGUUUUACAAUGAAUACUAACAUCAGAGAAAUGAUUAAAACCUUUGAAUUGGAAACUAUUUUAAUAUAUACAGCUCUUCUUUUGAAGAAAAGAAUAAUAGUUUAUCACCAUAGUUUGGAACAACUUCUAAAAUGGAUUGGAAUAUUUCCUGAAUUAAUGAAGCACCGUAAAGUUACUGAUAAUUUGUUCCCUUGGGUUGAUCUAAUUGACGAUGAACUUGCAGAAUUAAAGGGCCAUACCCAUUACAUUGCAGGGUGUAGAAAUGUAUUUAUUUCAUCAAGAACAGAGUUGUUUGAUUUACUUGUAAAUAUUCCAGCCAGAGAAAUUACAGUUGCUUCGCAUGCAAAAGAAAGUUUAACAAUGACAAAAACCCACAAAGAAAUAGCUUUGUUCAUGGUUCAAUUGAGUGAAAAUCAAUCAUAUACAGAAGUUCAAAUAAUAUCUGAAAUCAAUGACAAGACACAGGAUUUAUUGAAUCAGUUAAAGUCUUUAGCUUUAGUUCAAGGACCUGAUGGAAGAAAAAUGGUUUCUGCACAAACAUUGAAAGAAAAGAAUUUACCACCAGCUGUAGAAAACUUUCUAAUCAAUUUAGCCGUAGCCGAAAACCUAUUUUUACUAUAAUUUAUACAUACUCAUAUAUUUUUGUAAAUAUAUUCUCUCAUUUGUAAAUUAAUAAAUGUAUGCAUUUAA
This is a messenger RNA of Osmia bicornis bicornis, 1300 nucleotides long. RefSeq names its product DENN domain-containing protein 10-like. NCBI's taxonomy places the organism in Eukaryota, Metazoa, Arthropoda, Insecta, Hymenoptera, Megachilidae. Gene Ontology annotation, cellular component: late endosome. Gene Ontology annotation, molecular function: small GTPase binding; guanyl-nucleotide exchange factor activity. The record is from RefSeq and is a predicted model, not a curated record. Bases 173 to 1231 code for a protein of 352 amino acids. Gene Ontology annotation, biological process: protein transport; regulation of early endosome to late endosome transport. The transcript is spliced from 4 exons.